AUGGCACCACUACCAUGGGGGGGUCCCAGGGGCGACGGAAAUCUGGACAGGAUGACGACCUGGGGCACCCCGCUGUACCAGGCUGCCGCAGGAGGCCGCUAUGAGAUGGUCAAGUGGCUUCUAGAUCAGAACGUCGAUGUCGAUGGCCCCGGGAGAAGCCUAUGCAGUUGUAUGCCAAUCGGGAAGAGGGCAAGGGCCCGUUCCUUCCCCUCCAUCUGUCGCCCUGCCCGCACAUCCUUACAUGUGGCCCUGUGCCAGCGACACAGCUCCGUUGCUCGCCUCCUGCUUUCCGCCGGAGCAUCUCUGACAACUCAGUUGCAGGGUAGGUACGCCAUGAGAAAGUCCCCUUUCUGGGAUUCGGAAGCGGACGCGGAAACAUGCCCAUAUCUUCCACCACCCGCCAGAAAGGCGAAGUUCUGGUUAGCAGAUGCCAUGCAAAGUUCGAGGCCACAUAACGCCCUGCACGAUGCGGCUCGUGCUGGGAACUUGGAGGUGAUGACCGAUCUCGUCAAGAACCGGGGCCUCUCGGUAGACAGUCCUGACAACAGAGACGCCACGCCGAUUCAAUACGCCUGCGAGUAUCGUCCCUCAGAGCGCAAUGUACACACGGAGAGAGACGUUGUGUCACAUUUGCUCAGCCUCGGGGCCGAUGUGGAGAUAUUUUUCCAACAUGGAAACUCAUUCAUGACGCUGGCACUCGAAUUUGCCAUCGCUCAGGGUCAUAUCGAGGCCGCCAAGCAGCUUAUGACGGUGGGAGACAGCCUUUGGACCGCUUUUGCAGACAACGGCCCCAAAGAAUCACGGCUAAAGCUGUUGUUGCCAGCGAUAAUUGAUACAACCGAGCCCGACUGUAAUUCGGUUCUCGACUCGUACGCUCAAGUCGUCGCGGACUUCAUCCGGGAGACCCAACGGACGCAUCGGCCGGAAUAUGCCCCGCUUGUAGGAGAACUUCAGUCGACCUUUCUCUUCGUCUGCGAGGUCUCCUGUGGCGUCGAUCGCGACUGUAUGGAUAUCCUUCGCUCUUUCAUGGACGUAUUGGAUUUCGGAGACAAAGUGACUUUGGAGCAGAAUUGCCCCUUCUUGAAGUUCAUCAGACGGAGCUUUGCGGAGCCGGACGGCUUAUGGAGCGCAACUUUUCCCUUGACUAUGCCUCCCGACAAAGAGCAGGACCGUUUAUCGGGCUCUUCUCUCGGCAUGCUCGCUCUCUGUGUUACGAUUGGUGUGAUGGACUGGGACUAUCAGGGGCGGGCCCUGACGACCUUAAACUGGCUGAUGACCCAGGGCGCGAACCCGAUCGGCAUGCGAGACACCGAUCCGGACCCGUCUCUCACCCCCUUUGUCUACCUGAUGAAGAAGAUCACGGUGGGCCAUCCGCGAGAAUCGGAGCCGCUGACCUUUGUGUUGGGCUCAAUCGGCCCUUUUGUCCGUCUUCUGGUGCAAAAGGGAGCGUGGAUCCCGUGCGGAGAGGAUGAUAUCGGAGGAGUUGUUCGAGUAUACAAGGCGUGGGAGCUGUGUGUCCGCGACUUACAUGAGAGGCCGGAAACCGCGCCAGAGUGGGCUUUCGCGAUUCGCGAUGCGUUUGAUGACUGGUCUGACAGGCCCAAGGUUGAGGAGGUGCUGAGGCAGCACGGUCUUAUCGACGAAGAUAAUUGUGUCGAUUAUGAGCAGAGUGAAGUGUGGGAUGAAGAAACCGAAGAGGAGACCGAAGAGGAGGCCCUUUAA
Colletotrichum tamarilloi is the source of this 1722-nucleotide messenger RNA. RefSeq lists its product as uncharacterized. Bases 1 to 1722 code for a protein of 573 amino acids. NCBI's taxonomy places the organism in Eukaryota, Fungi, Ascomycota, Sordariomycetes, Glomerellales, Glomerellaceae. Gene Ontology annotation, molecular function: protein binding. The record is from RefSeq and is a predicted model, not a curated record. The transcript has a single exon.